Messenger RNA from Cephus cinctus (wheat stem sawfly), 5362 nucleotides. RefSeq names its product ataxin-7-like protein 1. The transcript is spliced from 6 exons. The record is from RefSeq and is a predicted model, not a curated record. The coding region runs from base 566 to 2251 and encodes 561 amino acids. NCBI's taxonomy places the organism in Eukaryota, Metazoa, Arthropoda, Insecta, Hymenoptera, Cephidae.
AGUCGCCAUAUUAUAUUGUUUGUCAUCCAAUAGAAAUCGAAGGGAAUGGAAGUGAAGUCUUGUGUGCACCUUUUCCAUUCGAGAUUAGCCUAUAUAUUCAGUGUCUAUAUGUGUACAUACAUAUAUGUAGAUGCACAUAGAGACAAGCCCUGUACGCAAGCGGGUAAGAUUUCAUUGAAUCCAUUGGCGACAGGGAGAGAAAGACUGGGAUUCGUAAGGAUAGAAAGGAAGGAAGAAGAGAGAUACAUAAAGAGAGAGAGAGAGAGAGAGAGAGAGAGAGAGAGAGAGAGAGAGAGAGAAAGAAAGGAAGUCAAGUUGAAAAGGAAGGGAGGGGUGGAGCAUUAGAAAGAUGUUCGAAUGCCAGGAUGCUGAAUAAGAGGAUUCGUGCACUAGGGCGGUACCGUCGUCGCUGCUAAACAUUGUAAAAAACGUGCUAAGCAUGAGCCAGGGCGUCCGUACGUGAGCGUCGGUUUAAUAUCCUCGUGGCCCAAGGGAAAAAAAGACGCCAGCCGCGUUCUAGGACGCAUCACCACGCACCAUUCGUUCACGAGCGAGCGCCCUGGCAAUGUCGGGAAGUGACAGCCCAACGUUCUUCCACGGACAGCCCUGGUCCAGCUGGAUCGAACGCAUUGGACGGGAUAAGCCCUUGAGUGAUGAUGAACCCGAAGGUGAACCUUCCAGCUCUGUCACACGUCUGUCCUCUGAUGAUAUCGACCUUUAUGGCUUCUGCCCAGAACGUGAUGCAUUUUAUGGAGUUGUGUGUGAGAUUUGCAAUGCCAUAGUAAAACCACAAGCUCUCAUACAGCAUAUGGAAAGUAGACAUCCGUCAGGCACAGUGAAUCUACCUCCACCAGCAAAUCCAGUUGUGAAGCCACCAGUAAAAACGCCAUACUGUAAAGUUUCUAAGUUAAAGAAAGCACAAACGACACCUCAGCUACCAUCAAGCAGCAAAACAAAUCAUUCGUCCGUAAAACGCACAGCAGACCAAGCAAAUUUACAGACGACACUUUCGAUCUCUUCACCAUGUUCACCCAUGGAGGCAAUUCCCGUUCAGGCUGCAGUGAUGUCCUCGAGUCCUGUCAAAAGUCCAGGAACAAGUGGACAGCCGCGGAGGAAGAGGCUCAAAACGGAUCGCUCUCUUCUCAAAGAUCGGGAAUACGAUCCAGACAGACACUGCGGAGUCUGGAACGACGAAACAGGGAAGCCCUGUACAAGGUCCCUCACCUGCAAGGCACACACGGUCUCGUUGCGGAGGACGGUCUCCGGUAGGAGUAAAACCUUCGACAAGCUCCUCGCGGAACACCGGGCCGCGAAGGAGCUCCCGAGUAGGCCGGCGAAAGUCACGGUUACUGGAACAGUAACCCUCUCAUCAGGAAACAUUAAUCCUCUUGGUCCGAAUACUCCUCUGUCGAACAACGAAUCGGAUGCGCCCAGUUCGCCUCCAGUUCUAUCAUUACCUGACACUUACCCACUGCCAAAGGCAGUUGAUUUACUUUAUCGGUGUCUGGCCCCGCAUGGCUCCGCUAAACCUACGAAACUGGAGGACGAUUUCGCUGAUGAGGAACUCUCUCUAGAGACAAGUCUGGCAAAUGCAGCAGCAGCAGCAGCUGUAGCAGCAUCAUCCGCAAGUUCUAUAACGACUCCAAUAUCAGUGGUACUGCCAUCAUUGUCGCCAAUACCAGGCAGUGCUGAAGGUUCACCAGUGGCUACCUUGAUACCGGCCGCUGUUUCACCGGUAAUUCCAGUAGUAGCUGCACCCUUACCGACUAAGCAGCCAGUGAUCACGACUGUCCUCGAAGGAGAGACACCUAUAGAAAUUGACCCGGAAACCAUGAACAUAUACUCUCCUGUCUCGGUCUAUAAGGAUGCCAAGUCACAGAUCGUCGUGCAGCUUCCACGUGGUGCAAAUUCCCUGCAGUCACCAAGCGCGACCAGAAGCUUUCAGGCAUCCUCCAUGCCAAGUCUAGCCAUCUUUGAUUCGGAUCAGUUGGAACAAACAGCCGGACAGCUAUCAAAUGGCAAGAGGAUCCAGAAUCACUCGAGUCCUCAUCGUCAGAGCAAGAGGAACAAGCAUGAUUACCAACAGGAAUACUCAACGACAGCGAUUCAAGUCGAAGCCACCACUACUUCUACUCCAUAUCCUCACUUCAGCGACAUCUCCUGGUCGAACUGCCAUCCUGAACCGCUCGCUGUCACUCGCUGGCUGCGCAUCACAUCCAGCCGUAAGCAAUAUAAUUUUAAUAUUCACUGACACAAGAUCCUACCCACUCCGGGCUAAGGGCUUAGUCGCCAUCACUGAUAUCUACCUCUGAUUAAUCUAACUCUUCUUCCACUGAUUGUUAACUGGUUUGUCUUGUUCUUUUAUUCUUUAUUUUAUUUUUAUUUUUAUUUAAAAAUUUCUUUAUUUUUUAAACAUACGAUUUCGUACGGGUCAUUGUCUCCUUUACUGAUAAACGUAUCAUUCGAAUUCUUUUUUUCCUCUUCCCGUUUCUCGUAAUUAUUCAAAUACAUUCCGUCGGUCCAGCUUAUAUUUAAUUUAUCACUCGAUACGCAUCAGAAUGUUAUUUUAUUUUAAUUUUAUUUUUUAAAAUACCGGCGAUAUCCUCGUAAGCAAUACGAAAUUUUGCUUAGGAGUUGUGGAUCCUGCGUUGAACCUGUUAUACGCUUCGUUUUUAUAUAUUACGUAAUACUAGAUACAUAGUCGUAUACAUUGUAAUACCUAAUGUAAUUUCCUUUAGAUAUAAUUGUACAUGGUUCACAUGCUACGCCGACGAGUCCGGUACAAAAAUUCAAGGAGCGAGUCUUUCUCGUGGACUAGACUAUUAAUUAGAAUACCAGAGAAUGAGAAAAAGAGAGAAAGACAACAAAAAAGAUGUAUAUAAAUCUAGUAUCAAUUACAACUUAUAAUGUUCGAUUCGCAUACUAUGCAAUUGAUUGAUCAAACGCCUGAUUGAUUGAUUGAUUGAUUGAUUGUUCAUUCGUCACAUUGUAGAUAAUUUACUUGUAGCUUUAACGCGAUAGAACAUGUCGCCACCUUUCUCUUUUAAAUGUACAUAAUUAAUUUAGAUAAUCAAACAGUUGGCUAUUAAUUACUAGAUCUUUGCUUUUUAGAACACUUAUCAAGAAACACCGAUCCGGAUUGGUGGAUUUUUGUGUACAUAUAUUUUAAUUGAACAAUUAAUAUCCCUCUAUGUGGCAAUCACACAAAUGAAUUAGGAGAGUUCAGGGAAAAGGAGAAAAAUCGCUCUCAAUGUAAUGAUGAUCCCAGAUAUAAAUUCUGAUACAUUGUUUAAUUACCUUCAUCAUUGAAAAUUUUCAUGGGAAUUUAAUCUUUUUUGUUUUUCUCGAUUCUCUUAAUAUCCUACAAGAUAUUUUCGACCUAUCUCCAUCAAUAGGACUUACAUGGGUACUCAUUCUUAAUCAUUUCAUAUAAUUACUCAUAGGAGAGUAAUGAAUUGAUUCGCAAAAUAUUUUUUAUUGCAUUAUCUGAUAAGUACGACUUGAAAGCUUUUAAUUGUGUUCACUAGCUUUGUACUGACUGCCUCGUUGAAUUUUAAGGUCGUACCCCAAUGUCACUAACUAUUACUGACCACGUGUAUCACGUGCUGAUACCCCACCACGUGCUACUACUUCACUAGCCAGCAGUGCAGACAGUUAAGAGCUCGUUGGCAUCAUUAACUUUCGAGCAUUAAUAGCGAUAAGAGAACGAUCUACCCAAAUCGAGAGUCCGACUCGUCGGCUACUUAAUCAACACUCAAGCGUAAUUAAAGCUUAAUUACUCGUAUAAAAUGAUCUGGGGUAGAAGAAAUGAUUAAGGGUAAAAAAGAAAUUGUACAAUAUCGGAAGCUAUAAUUGAGUCUUGGUUGAAUAUUUCUUGUUACAAGUGAUGUUCCGUUCCUUGCAUGGAUGUGUUUAUUCGUCAAGGCGGAUAUGCACAAUGGAUUGUGAAAAUGAAAUGAAAACAAAAAAAGAGAAUUAUUUCUAUUUCGAGUUCACAAUCGGCAUGCAACGUAGAAUGUUUUAUUAUAAUCAAACUUUAUCGAAGACUGCUACGUAUAUAAUGAGUUAUUAGUGUCGAGCGAAUGAUAAUUCUGAGAACGAGUGAUAAAGAGAGAGCAAGAAAAUUAAGACAUUGCGUGUGAUUAGAAAACGCGUGUACGUAAAUUCGUACGGUAGAUAUAUUCGAAGCGAUUAUCGUGCUUUCGAAGUAAAGCGAAAGAAAAUAAAAGAAAGAUGUGUAAAAAUGUCUGAACUCGUGUACGCCAGUCACAUUUAUGAUGGCUGGCUUAUAGACACUUAUAUCAUAGAUAUUGUGAUAUUUAACUGGUAAUAAAGUACCUAGGUACUCGUCGGGCCCCGUGUGUGGUUUAGGCUCGGCGAGAAAGAGCGUAAAGCGAAAACAAAAGAGAGAGGAAAGGGUAAAAAGAAAGAGUGAAUGGAAGUCUGGUGAAAGAAAAAAGAAAGAAAGAAAGAAAAAUAAUACGGCAGCUUACCUCUGGCCGCUUCAUUACUUAAAUAUUACUUUCAUUCGUUGAUUCAUACAGUUUUUUUCCAUUCGCUUCUUAACUAUUCAUUCUUCAAGAGACCGGCAGAAAAUAUACUCCGGUGUAGCUGAAUGAAUGAUCGUUCCAUUUGGCAGCUUUCUUCUUUUGACUCGUUAUGUGUUUCUACGUGUAUGAUGUACGAAACGUUGUGUACUUGGUAUGUGUGUACAUAGGUGUUUCAUCAGGUACCUUAACGAUCGAAUUUUGAAUUUUUAUUUCAUCUUGAUCAUUUAAGAAAAAUUAUUUGUCAAUGUCUUUACAGUAACGUGGAACGCUCCGUGUUCUUGUUUUAAUCUUUUCUUUUCUCUUUUUAAUUGUGUUCUUUAAACAAACAAAAAAUAAUGGAUAACGAAGAAAGAAUACAGAAAUGGUCCCGCGCCUCUAGCACGAUUAGAUUUUAUUAUUUUAUACGCUUAUUUAUUGCAUCCUCUUUUAUUUUUAUACUUACCUUUUAUUAUUUAUAACGUCGAUGGCGCGUGUUCCUCAUUUCUCGUCUCACUUGGCCGCCACUUUGCUACCGGAACAUUGCUUCGUUGUACUUUCUAACUGUAAAUUAUCUGUACACCAAAUAGUAUGUAUACUACUUAAGAGUAAUUUGCUCAGAGAGCGCGAACAGACUCAACACUACUUGUGUUGUUGUUGUUGUUGUGUCAUUGUUGAAGCUCGCGUUUACGAAUAAUUUGUGUGGGUUACCAGAAUGUAUGAAAGAGAGAUUAAACGAGAGAAUGACAAGACAAAUAAUAAAAAGAAUACGUACGUGAGAUUAAAUAAAAGAAAUUGAAGUAUUACUCGCUGGAUGAUUUGUGGUGAAUUAUAUU